UAGAAUCUACCAAUCUAAUGACUUAGACUAUCUAUAGUAGAUCUAGACUAGAUCCAAAUAUAUAUAAAAUGAUAUAGAUCUAGACUAAAUCUAAAAGUAAAGAGAAACAAAAUAGAUCUAGUCUAGAUUCUCAAGAUUGAAGAUCCAUUUCAAUUGUUCCAGUAAGAUACAAAUUGAUAGCUUUGUCAAAAAUAACAACAAAUCAAAUGAUGAAUAGAUGGAAUUAAAUCUUUUAGAUUUAACUGCUAGACUUGUUGUGUUAAAACAGAAAUCUGUCUCCAUGUAAAUAGUUCAUAAUAUGUAUGAUAAUAUGUGAAUCAACAUGGACACCAUUACAAAUUUUAUUCACUAUGUGGAUAGUUUUGAUAUUGACUAUAUUUCAUGGGUGCUUUGGGUCUUUUAUCCAAUAUUAUUAACAUUCUUAUUGCCAGCCUUUAUUGGGCUAUUCUUAUAUCUUUCUGCUCUCAUGCUUUUUAUUUAUAAACAACGCAUGAAACUGAAAGCUGCUUAUGACCAUGACUUUUGGGAUGGUGCAAGGAAAACACUAAGUGUGUUCUGGACAGCUCAGGCAAAAAUAUGGCAUGGGUAUGAGGUGGAAGGCCUACAGCAUAUACCAGAUCAAGGUCCAGCUCUGAUAAUUUACUACCAUGGUGUCUUACCUGUUGAUUUAUAUUAUGUAACAACUUCAAUUAUUCUGGAAAAGAACAGAUUGAUUCACCUUGUUGGAGAUAAGUUUCUGUUUCACAUUCCAGGUUGGCAAACUAUGAUGGAAGUCUUCAAUGUUACACCAGGCACUGUUUCAAGUUGCAUAGAUGUUCUGAAAAAUGGACAUUUGCUGUCUAUUUCACCAGGUGGUGUAAGAGAAGGUCUUUUUGGAGAUGAAAAUUAUUCUAUAAUUUGGAAUAAAAGAUGUGGUUUCGCUAAAGUUGCUAUUCAAGCUAAUGUUCCCAUUAUUCCAAUGUUUACUGUAAAUAUACGUGAAGCUUUCAGGACUCCUGGUUGGGCUAGAGCUUGGCUGAGAGGAAUAUAUGAAAGAACAAGAUUACCGAUAGUUCCAAUUUAUGGAUUUUUCCCAGUAAAAUUGAAAACUAUAUUUGGAGAACCAAUUUUACCAGUUCCAAACACAAGUCCAGAAGAAUUAGCAGAAAAGGUGAAAGCAGCCAUUGAAUCUUUGAUAAGAAAACAUCAAAAAUGUCCUGGUAGUAUACUGCGAGCUUUGUUAGAAAGGCUUCCAUUUUUUCGAUGAAGAUGUUUUUUUAUUUCAUAAGUAAACCCGAUUUGAAAAUGCCUAUGGUCUAUUUAUUAAUUAAAACUAUAAUAUCCUAUAGAGAUGUUGAAAAAUGAACUAUAUAAGCCAUAAUAUUGUUUGUCUUAAGAUUACUUUUGUCAGAAGAAAUAUGAAGAUAAUCAUACAUAUUUUUCUUUAACCUGAUAUAUUUAAGCAGUUUGAAGAAAAAAAAAGAUUUGAAAAAAUAUAUUUAGCUAUCUCUUAAUUACUACAAAGAAUUAGUUCAUAUAAAUUAAGCUUGGCAAAAAUACACAACACUGUUUUACCACCAACCACAGUUUGGUCCACAAGUUUUCAAUAUUCUUGAAAAUAAAAGUUCACCUUGUCAGCAUUCUUAUCUUGCAUAUCUAUUAAGAUUUUUGUUUGUUUACAAUUCAGUCAAAUAGGUCAAGUUCAUAUAAAUAUGUUUGUAUAUAUCUUUAUGAGAGUUUUUAGAAAACAUCUAGUAAGACGUAUAGAACCACAUAUUAGUCUAUCAGCUUGAAAAUGUGUCCACCAAGAGUUAUCUGGACUUUUCUCAUUCUUAAUGUUUUGUAAAAUGUUGAAUUAAGGCAUACUGAAGCUUCAACAUUGAAGAAAGAGAAAGAAAUGUCAUAACACUUGAUGAAGUAGACCAAUUUCUUACACUAGAAACUUAAUUUAGACAAAUUCAAUAUCUAAGUUUAAAGACAUUAAAUAAUUGAAACAGUUAUGAAAUAGUGACAAUUUAAAGCAAAACAACCCAAGUCUUGAAUUCUAUAGGAUGUACAUAAGGUAAAGAAACAAAAGUAUAACAAGUGAUUUUGAUAAAAAUGCAAUUCCAGUAAUUCUAUACUUGAGGCAUAUAUCUUUGGGUUUGUUGUUGUUAAUAUUUGUUUUAUCAAUAAAUUCCCAAUAGUCAUUCAAAUGUAAUUUUUUUUUUUUUACUUUUUAUAUUGUCUACAUUGACAUAUUAUGGACAUUUUAUGAAUUAUUUUUUUAUAAUAUUUGAGAUCAAAAGUUUUGAAUUAUGGCCCAUAGAAUUAUGUGCACAUAAUAUUGAUUUAACAAGGAUAUAUUUUAGGCUAUUUGUUUUGAAUAUCGAACUUCACAACUGUUUUAAUAGGUUAGCUCAAAAGUCAAGAGAAUAUAACUCUAACUGAUCUUAGAAUAUAUAGAUAAAUUAUGAAUAUUGUUUUAUAGAUAAAUACAUGCUAGUUUUUGUCAGUUAUCUUUUUUGUACAAUGAGCAUUUCAUUUCUGAAAUAUAGGAAACUUAUUUUUCAAGAUUUUAAAACAGAAUUAGUUUUAAUACCUUUCUGUGUUGUAAAAUGUGUUUCAAUAAAAAGAUGCAUCAUUUUUGUGCAUAUUUAGUCUGACUCUGAUACCAAAGUCUUUGAUAAUCACAUAACAUAAAAUGUCUAUUGAUUAGUUAUAUUUAAAAUAAAAGUACUGGCUGUAUGUACAAUAAUGAAUAUUUUUAUAACUUGUCCUCAAAAUUUUUGAAAACAAUUUGCAUCAUAACAUAAGAUCUCAUUUGUAUUGUUUGUACUUAUAGUGAAUCAUUAUUUAUAGACAAUAACUUCAUGAGCUCUAACUUGUCCUUGUAAACCAAGAUUUUUUUAAAAGGAACAUUGCGAGAGUAAAAAUAUAAAAUGUUGCAUUUUUAGUUCAGGAUACAAUAAAAACUGAUGUGAGAUUUAUACUGAAA
Molecule: messenger RNA, 2956 nt
Organism: Biomphalaria glabrata
Lineage: Eukaryota; Metazoa; Mollusca; Gastropoda; Planorbidae
Product: transmembrane protein 68-like
Exons: 9
Coding region: 323-1246 (307 amino acids)
Cellular component (GO): membrane
Molecular function (GO): acyltransferase activity
Source: RefSeq, a predicted model, not a curated record